Messenger RNA from Myotis daubentonii (Daubenton's bat), 1017 nucleotides. RefSeq names its product transmembrane protein 11 (gene TMEM11). Lineage: Eukaryota; Metazoa; Chordata; Mammalia; Chiroptera; Vespertilionidae. Gene Ontology annotation, biological process: inner mitochondrial membrane organization. Gene Ontology annotation, cellular component: mitochondrial inner membrane. The record is from RefSeq and is a predicted model, not a curated record.
CAGCGGUCUGGACUACAUCUCCCGUCGGCCCGCGCGCCGCCCAGGCCGCCGCGCGAGGCGUCCGCGAGCCGAGAGUCUGCAAGAUGGCCGCGUGGGGACGGAGGCGCCUGGGCCCGGGCAGCGGAGGCGCCCGAGAGAGGGUGAGCUUGUCGGCCACAGACUGUUACAUUGUGCACGAGAUCUACAAUGGGGAGAACGCGCAAGACCAGUUUGAGUAUGAGCUGGAGCAGGCCCUGGAAGCCCAGUACAAGUACAUCGUGAUCGAGCCCACCCGCAUCGGCGAUGAGACCGCGCGCUGGAUCACCGUGGGCAACUGUCUGCACAAGACCACCGUGCUGGCGGGCACCGCUUGCCUCUUCACCCCACUGGCACUGCCCCUAGAUUACUCCCACUACAUCUCCCUGCCCGCGGGCGUGCUGAGCCUGGCCUGCUGCACCCUCUACGGCAUCUCCUGGCAGUUUGACCCCUGCUGCAAGUACCAAGUGGAGUACGACGCCUAUAAACUGUCCCGCCUGCCCCUGCACACACUCACCUCCUCCACCCCCGUGGUGCUGGUCCGGAAGGACGACUUGCACAGAAAGAGACUGCACAACACGAUAGCGCUCGCUGCCCUGGUGUACUGUGUAAAGAAGGUGUACGAGCUCUACGCCGUAUGAUCGCACGCCCCGAGGGAGCAGGCAGCCGGCCCACAGGAGACAGCAGAGUAUGCAGGUCGCACAGGAACAUUUUUUUGCUCCAUGAGGCAAUGGAGCCCGGGAAGGUGUUUGGUUUAAUAGUUGUUAUUUUUUAAAAAUAACACAGAUCACAAAUGUACCAGGGUUUUUUCAACUCGCCACACUAAGCUGUGGAUUUCUGCAACCCGCAGGGCGUCUGCGGCCAUGGGAGUCUGACUGGGCGUAGAAUGCUGAUGGGGGCUGAGGGGGUGAGUGUGCUGGGGUGGGGUCUUGAAGUUUAUUGUUUAACUACCUUCCAGAGCCAACCAGAAGCAAUUGACCAUUAAAAUGAUGAGAAUUUCAA